AUGCCUUCAUAUGCCAAAUUUCUAAAAGAAAUUUUGUCAAGCAAAAGGAAAUUGGAAGAAGUUUCUGUGGUAAUGCUGACUGAAAAAUGCAGUGCUAUACUUCAAAAUAAACUACCACAAAAAUUCGGCGAUCCCGGUAGCUUUACAAUUCCAUCCACUUUGGGAGGAGUGUAUUUUGAAAAAGCACUUUGUGAUUCUAGAGCUUCCACAAAUUCGAUGCAAUUUUCUAUCUUUAGAAAAUUAGAUCUUGGUGAAAUGAAAGACACAAGUUUUUCUCUUCAGUUUGCAGAUCAAAGUACUAAGAAACCUAAGGGAAUAAUUGAAAAUGUACUUGUAAGAGUAGAUAAAUUUAUUUUCCCUGUAGAUUUCAUAGUGUUUGAAAUGAAAGAAUGUCCUGAUGAACCAAUAAUUUUGGGUGGACCAUUUCUUGCUACAAGUAGAGCAAUCAUAGAUGUCCAUCAAGGACAACUAAUCUUGAGAGUUGAUGAAGGAAGAGUCAUUUUUGAUAUGCAAAAGAUACUAAGAUUUUCAGGGGAUGAAACAUCAUCUUCCUGCUUUUCAAUUGACGUGAUUAGUUAUCUUGCAGAUGAAUUCAAAAAUGAUCAAUUAAUUUCAGACUCAAUGGAAAGAUGUUUGGCCAAAUCAGGCACCACACAAGAACAAGAAGAAAAAUUAAUUGAAGUAUUGAAAGCUCACAAAGGAGCUUUAGGUUGGACGGUAGCAGAUAUCAAAGGAAUUAGUCCAGCUAUUUGCACACACAGAAUCCUCAAGGAGGAUAGCUACAAGCCAAUAGUCCAGCCCCAAAGAAGGUUGAAUCCGACAAUGCAAAAAGUGGUAGAAAAGGAGAUUGUAAAGCUGUUAGCGGCAGGAUAUAACCAGAUACCAAUUGCACCCGAAGAUCAGGAUAAGACAACUUUCACUUGUCCUCAUGGAACAUAUGCCUACAGAAGAAUGCCAUUUGGUCUGUGUAACGCCCCUGCUACAUUUCAAUGGUGCAUACGGUUCAUGAAAGACUUUUCAAAGAUUUCAAAACCGCUUACUAACCUUUUGAUGAAAGAUGUUAAGUUUGAUUUUUCAAGUGAUUGCAUAAAAUCUUUUGACACUCUUAAGAAAAAAUUAUCAACUGCACCUGUAGUUGUGUCCUCUGAUUGGAACCUGCCAUUUGAGGUCAUGUGUGAUGCGAGUGAUAUAGCAGUUGGAGCUGUUUUAGGCCAGAGAAAGGAUAAGAUCUUUCGUCCCAUUUACUAUGCCAGUAGGACAUUGAAUGAGACUCGGCUGAAUUAUGCCACUAUAGAAAAAGAGUUAUUGGCAGUAGUAUUUGCAUUUGAUAAAUUUUGUUCAUAUUUGAUAGGAAUGAAGGUCACUAUUUUUACUGAUCAUGCAGCUUUAAAAUACCUUUUAGUAAAAAAGGACGCUAGACCUAGAUUGUUAAGAUGGAUUUUACUUCUUCAAGAAUUUGACCUUGAGAUAAAAGAUAAAAAAAGAACAGAAAAUCAGGUAGCUGACCAUAUGUCUAGAUUAGAAAAUCCUCCCCUUGGAUCUUGUGAUAUAAAGGAAGAGUUUCCUGAUGAACACAUUUUUUCAGUCAACUCAGUUGUGACUCAACCACCCUGGUUUGCAGAUUUUGCGAAUUACUUGAUAACAUUAUCAGAAGAUGUGUAUCUGAAGAAUAAAUGA
Messenger RNA from Nicotiana attenuata, 1677 nucleotides. RefSeq lists its product as uncharacterized. Lineage: Eukaryota; Viridiplantae; Streptophyta; Magnoliopsida; Solanales; Solanaceae. Bases 1 to 1677 code for a protein of 558 amino acids. The transcript is spliced from 5 exons. The record is from RefSeq and is a predicted model, not a curated record.